CACAACUUGUUCAUAAUAAGUUGUGUCUUAUCAUCAUCAAUCAACAGUGAUAUAUUCAUUAUCAUGUGUACCGAAAAGUACCACGUCCGCGGGGAAGAGAGAACUGCAGGCUUGCUCAUGCUUCGCCUCCUCAUCCGAAAGCUCCAACGGGGUCUCUCGUUUUCGGCGGCGGCCGGAGGAGAAGAUCAUGAAGAUCGAGAAACGUCGACGAGUAGUACUGCCGCCGUACCGGACGACGUUAAGGAAGGGCAUUUCGCGGUUUUCGCGGUGAAGGGCGGUGAGAGAAAGAGGUUUGUUGUUAAGCUUGAGUUCUUGAAUAGCCCUGCGUUUCUCGGGUUACUUGAGCAGGCUGAGGAGGAAUAUGGUUUUGAGCAAACCGGAACUCUUGUCGUUCCUUGUAAACCUGAGGAGUUGCACAAGAUUUUGAGCAUGAUUGAAGAAUGCUAGCUAGAGAUUAAUGUCUGAA
This is a messenger RNA of Morus notabilis, 466 nucleotides long. RefSeq names its product auxin-responsive protein SAUR50. The transcript has a single exon. The record is from RefSeq and is a predicted model, not a curated record. The coding region runs from base 64 to 447 and encodes 127 amino acids. NCBI's taxonomy places the organism in Eukaryota, Viridiplantae, Streptophyta, Magnoliopsida, Rosales, Moraceae. Gene Ontology annotation, biological process: response to auxin.